GGUAUAAGAUCUACCUUGAUGUUAAGAAUCGGCCUAGUAUGAAUGCCAAGUUUCUUACUAAGGAUAAUCCUAAGGCUUUCCCCUUUGACAUUUUGGUUGAUUGCCUUCCACAUGAUACAUUUCUGACAGCUCUUUACAGAGAUGCACGGAUUGGCAAUAACAAACUCAAGAAUGCCAAACCCAUGUGCAAAGAUAGUACUGACGAGAUAAACAUUAAACUCACAACUAGGUGUUCCGAUUUUGAUGGCAGGACCUUCACCUGUAAAGUGGCUAAAGACUCGCAAGUUAGUGAGGAAGAAUGGAACCAGACAGUGGCCAACAGUCCUGAUGUAGCUCUGUCAGAUUCUGAGGAGAGUUUUGGGACCCCAGAUUCACAGGGUUCUGGGACAGAAAUACUAGUAGAUGCAUCGCAGGCAUCAGAUAGUUGGAAGUUGGAUCCUCAGGUAGUCAAAUGGGCAAAGGAAAUGAAAUGUAGAAGCCAGAAACAAGUUGCUAAACUCUUGUCAUCAAAGCAUGAAGCAAAGUUUGAGAGGGAAACAGCAAAAUCAGAUGAAAAGAAAAGGAAGCGAAAAUUGAACAAAAUUUGUCAACCUUUCAGACAGGAUUAUAACAAUGCUAACCCAGGUACCAUACCGGUUAGAUUGCUGAAAAAGCUUCACGUGUUAGCUUGCUCCGUCGGGAUUCUUAAAAUAUAUAGAAAUGGUACUGGUAGAAGUUUGGGGACAUGUUUUAGACUUGGAUCAAGAUAUGUUCUGACCAACAAGCAUGUUAAAGAAAUUGCAGGUCUGAAUGAUGUCUAUGUGUAUUUCGACUAUGAUGAAACAUGUAUGGAAGGGCAGCAUGUUGCAUUUAAAGUUGCACGUAUUGUUCACAUCAGCAGCCCUCAGGGAGAAGGCAUAGAUGAGUUGGAUUACAGUCUGUUGGAGCUGGAAGUUCCCCCUGAUCAGUUUGAUAAGCUGCCACCUGGUCUGGGGCAUAAGAUAGAGAAAGCUGUCCAGAGAGCAACAGUUAGAAUCAUUGGGCACCCAGGUGGUAGGCCAAAAGAAGCAGACUUUAGCUGUCCUGUUGUGGGUACAAAUCACACAAUCGCAGUCUAUUUUAAGUUCCAUUCUGGACGUCAUGCAGAUGAUCAAAUGCUGAACAACCCAAAGAGAUGUAAUUACUUGUCUUCAUUUGAUGGCGGUUCGUCUGGGUCGCCGGGGUUUGACGAUGAUCAAAACUUGGUGGUUAUGCACACAUGUGGGUACCAUCUGUAUGACACCGCUAAAGUUGAGGUGGCACAAGGUGUCAGAAUGACAGCCAUACGAGAUGACCUCAAACAACAUCUCUCAGCAGAUGAAUCAGACAUCAAAGACCUUGAAAGUGCCAACCCCAAGGGGCGAUUCUGGAUUAAGGUUGACGGCACAGAUAUCAAGCCUGCUCUCCAGGAGUCAAAGAAGGGGGAGUGGAACGGCGAUCCAGACCUUAAAGAUUGCAGAGUACAGAACUUGAGAAAGGAGAGAGAUGACCGGCUCAAACUCUUAGAUGCCACAGAAGGGGACACACUCCGCCGACUAGGUCUGCAGCAACUGGACUGUCCCUGA
Messenger RNA from Branchiostoma belcheri (Belcher's lancelet), 1583 nucleotides. Its product is annotated as protein FAM111A-like. The transcript has 3 exons. NCBI's taxonomy places the organism in Eukaryota, Metazoa, Chordata, Leptocardii, Amphioxiformes, Branchiostomatidae. The record is from RefSeq and is a predicted model, not a curated record. The coding region runs from base 39 to 1583 and encodes 514 amino acids.